Messenger RNA from Chondrus crispus (carragheen), 1790 nucleotides. Its product is annotated as Nucleolar protein nop56, putative. Gene Ontology annotation, cellular component: box C/D methylation guide snoRNP complex; small-subunit processome. The transcript is spliced from 2 exons. The coding region runs from base 1 to 1728 and encodes 575 amino acids. Gene Ontology annotation, molecular function: snoRNA binding. Lineage: Eukaryota; Rhodophyta; Florideophyceae; Gigartinales; Gigartinaceae. The record is from RefSeq and is a predicted model, not a curated record.
AUGUUAGUCCUUUUCGAGACCCCCGCCGGCCACGCCCUCUUCAAGGUCCUAGAUGAUGCCGCCCUGCAGGGCUCCGUCACCGACCUCGAGUCCGAGUCCCAGAUCAAGCAGGUCGUCAAGCUUAAGGCCUUUUCCCGCUUCACUGAUACCACAUCCGCCCUUGCUGCCGCGACUGCCCUCGUGGAGAGCAAGCCAUCCAAGGACCUCCGCAAAUUUCUAAAGAAGCAGGUCUCCGCCGGCGAGAAGAUCGCCGUCGGUGACGCAAAGCUGGGUGCCGCCAUCAAGGACAAGACACAACUGCAAUGCGUUUAUUCCCAGCACGUAUCCGAUUUGCUUCGCGCCAUUCGUUGCAACUUGGAGACCCUGCUGGACGGCGAGGCCGGCGCCGGUGAGGAGGCUUCACGGAAGGCCAUGGUUCUCGGCCUCGCCCAUUCUCUCAGUCGAUACAAGCUCAAGUUUUCCCCCGACAAAGUCGAUACCAUGAUCGUCCAAGCGAUCAGUCUCUUGGACGAACUGGACAAGGAGAUCAACAUCUACGCGAUGCGUCUUCGCGAGUGGUACGGCUGGCAUUUCCCGGAGAUGGGGAAGAUCGUCACCGAGAAUGCAGCCUACGCUCAUACCGUGGACAAGAUGGGCAUGCGCAACCUCGCCGCCGAUCUCGACUUCAGUGACGUUUUGCUCGAGGAGACCGAAGAGGAGCUCAAGCACGCCGCCCAGAUCUCCAUGGGCACGGAGAUUAGCGAGGAGGAUGUCACCAACAUUCGUGCGCUUUGUGCGCAAGUCAUCUCUCUGACCGAAUAUCGUGCUACGCUUUUCGAGUAUCUGCGCAAUCGCAUGGUCGCUAUCGCGCCGAACCUCACAGCCAUGGUCGGUGAGCUGGUCGGUGCGCGCCUCAUUUCGCACGCGGGCUCUUUGUUGUCGCUUGCGAAAUAUCCGGCGUCGACAGUGCAGAUCUUGGGAGCGGAGAAAGCACUUUUCCGCGCCCUGAAGACCAAGCACGCAACGCCCAAGUAUGGGCUUAUCUAUCACGCGUCCCUUGUCGGACAAGCAGCGCCGAAGCACAAGGGUAAGAUUUCACGAUCCCUCGCAGCGAAAGCGGCACUUGCGAUCCGUGUUGACGCGCUCGGAGAGGCUGGAGAGGAUUCUACAGUUGGGGAGCAAGGGCGCAGGGCCAUCGAAGCACGCCUUUGCCAGCUUGAGGGCAAGACGGACUUUGCUGUCUCGAGACUGGGUCGCUCGGCAGACAAAACGGCAAAGUACAAGGCCGGGAAUGGCGCAGGGACAGGAUACAAUGCGAGUGGGGAUAUAAUGAUGAAGGAAGAGACCGCACCAUCACCGAAGGUUGUGAAGGCCAGCAUCGAGAACGGUGAUGCGGAGGAUGACGAGAUGAAGGUUGUGAAAGAGAAUGAAACGGAGAGCUCGAAGAAGAAAAAGAAGAAGAAGAAGGAUAAGCGAAGAAGCGAAAAUGGCACGGUAGAGAAUGAAGGAAAGGGUGAGAACGAAGCGGUGGUGAACGAGGAAGAUGGUGAUGUGAAAUUGGAGACACCCAAAUCGAAGAAGAAGAAGAAGGACAGGGGGUCAAAAUCGAGUGAGAAGAAGGACAAAAGCUCAAAGUCCAGUGAGAAAAAGGAAAAGAAGAAGAGAAAGCGAGAUGCAGAGGAAGCCGAGGCUACUGCGGAUGAUUCGUCACACAAGAAGAAGAAGAAGAAAAGUAAGUCGAAAGAAUAAACGAGGGCACAAGUCGAGUAGGACGUGAUAGGGGGCCGUGUAAAAAAUAACAUGUUGGGAAA